UUUUGUUUAUCUAUCAGUGUUUUCAAAAAAUCAAUCGUUUAAUACACACUAAAAAGUUUCAAUCCGUUUUUGUUCGUAAAAUAAAAAAAUAACAACUUGUUCAAUAGAAUUAGUUAAACGGAAUGCAAAAUUUGGCAUAUACUGCUUGUACUACUGUUUUUAAGCACAUGUUUUCAAAAUUUUCCACCUACUUCGUCCACAGAUAGAAAUAGUUUAUCUUCUUAGUUUAUUUUAUCUUUUAAUUUGGAAGUUAAUCUUUGAAACAAAUGAAAUAAAUUAUCAGUUUCUCUCCCUUUAAAACUUGUGGUUCUUGCGUGAUAUAAUCUUUUUGUUUUUAAUUUUCAGCGCAUAAGUACUUUGUGCUGUUUCAUAUUAUCGAUUAAUUAAUAAUUAAGAUAAAUUAAUUAUAUUUUCACAUAAAAAAAUGUCAACCUGUAAUAAAAUUGCGGAUUCUUUGUUUUCGUAUGAAACUCCAAAAAUAGUACAGAUUAAAAACCGAUUUGUUGGAAUCGUCAGUCGCAUAAUCCAGCUUGUCAUAAUUGGUUAUAUCAUUGGGUAUGUAAUUGUUUAUAAAAAAGGUUAUCAAGAAUUCUGUGAUGUUGAGGGCUCUAUCACAACUAAAGUUAAAGGAGUUACAUACACAAAUUUUUCUAAAAAUGCGUUCAAAGAAGAAAUUUCACAUCCUGAAUGGUAUAAAAGAAUAUGGGAUGUUGCAGACUUUGUAGUUCCACCAUCAGAAAAUGGAGCUACUUUUAUUGCAACAAAUUUAAUAAUUACACAAAAUCAAACCCAAGAAACUUGUCCUGAGGAUCCUUCAAUUACUGAAGCUCUCUGUUAUAAAGAUAACAACAGCUGUGUUGCCGGAAAUGCCGUUACUGCUGGCAAUGGUGUUAUGACUGGAAACUGUGUUGAAAGUCGUAUUAAAGGCACUUACACUUGUGAAAUACAAGCAUGGUGCCCAACUGAAGUAGAUGUUAAACCCUUGAAAAAUAAUACAGCUGUUUUAGAAGCCAGUGAAGAUUUUACUGUCCUAAUUAAAAAUUUUGUGGAUUUUCCAAAGUUCGAAAAUGCUAAAAGACGCAAUAUAAAGGAUACUUCAAAUAGUUCUUAUUUGAAAACUUGCUUGUAUGAUCCUGUGGAAUAUCCUGAUUGUCCUAUUUUUCGACUUGGUGAUAUUGUUAAAUGGAGUGGACAAGAAAAUUAUAAUGAUGUUGCUUUUAAAGGUGGUGUUAUUGCUGUGGUGAUUAAAUGGGACUGCAAUCUUGAUUUUGACAAAAAAUAUUGUUUUCCUAAAUAUGAAUUCAAUCGUUUAGAUGACCCAGAAGCUAAAUUAGCUCCAGGGUGGAACUUCAGAUAUGCCAAUUACUUUAGCGAUGAUAGACGAACUCUAUAUAAAUUAUUUGGUAUUCGUUUAGCAAUAACUGUAGUAGGACAAGCUGGACAAUUUAGAAUCAUACCUCUGUUGCAAAAUGUUGGUGCUGGUUUAGGAUUACUUGCUUUGGUGGUAGUGAUAUGUGAUGUUAUAGUAUUGUAUUUAGUGAAAAAACGUACUUUUUUCAAAUCAAAGAAAUUUGAAGAAGUAGACCCUGAAAAUGAUCCUGCAAAUUCGCCUGAAAUAUCUACCAUUAAAAUUCCUGGAGAAAUUCCUGUAAGGAGAGAUAUUGGAGAUGGUUAUCAAAGGCUAGAAGAUUAAUUUCCAAUCCAAUUAUUUUUCUACUGUUUUUAUGAAAUAUUACUUCUUGGCAGGAAGAACAUAUCUGUGAUAAAAGCUUGUGAUUAUUUCAUUUUUCAAUCAAAAUGGUGGUUUUAUGUAGAGUUUAGUAAUUUAUGAAAUUAUUUUGUUUUUGAAUCAAUUUAUUUUAGAAUGAUAAGCCUUACGUAAUUUUAAUUAAAUUUAUUUUCUCAGUUACAUUAUAAAAUAUGUUAGUACCAAAGAGUAAUAUUUUUAAUUUGUACUAAUAAUUUAUACUUUAGUUUUAUUUUAUAGAAAAUAAUCCUGUAAAGCAAAUUUAUUAAAGUUCUAUUUUGAAAUUUUUUUACAAGAUCACAUUUCCAAUUGAUGCAUGGGACCAAUUUACUAUGAUUGUUUACUAUUUUUUAUAAAAAUUUAGUGCAUAAUUUGAUUUAGCAAUGUAUUAACUUUAAAAGACAAUUCUCACUUUUCUCUUUCAUUUUUAUAAUUGAAGUUUUUUUGAAAAAAGAUUAAAAGUGUUAUUUCUUAAAAUUAGUAUUAUGUGUUCUAUGCAAAAAAAAAAAAUCUAUUUUAUUAAUACUCAUUUUUUGGGGAGUGCAUGUUCUGAUUUUGAUAGGUUUUGGAAUGACAAUUUUUGUAUUUUAUGUGUUGUUAUCAAACUGCUUUGUUGAAGUUUACCAAAUAAAAUCAUUUAUUCUGAA
Molecule: messenger RNA, 2394 nt
Organism: Parasteatoda tepidariorum (common house spider)
Lineage: Eukaryota; Metazoa; Arthropoda; Arachnida; Araneae; Theridiidae
Product: P2X purinoceptor 4
Biological process (GO): response to ATP; calcium ion transmembrane transport
Cellular component (GO): plasma membrane
Molecular function (GO): extracellularly ATP-gated monoatomic cation channel activity; purinergic nucleotide receptor activity
Source: RefSeq, a predicted model, not a curated record